GCACAAUCAAUAUCCCCAUCUUAUACAUCUUUCUUAUCCGUAUAAGCAUAGAGAAUGCGCCAGCUAUACGCAAAAUGAGCAACGACGAGAGCAAGACAAACCAACAGCAAGCGCCUCUUAAGAGGAGACGUAUCACUAGGGCGUGUGACAGAUGCCAUAGAGGCGGUAUCCGUUGUGCAGCCAGUUCAAACCCAUCGGUAUGCGCACCAUGCGCAGACUUUGGUUCAGAAUGCACUUACAACAGGCCCAUGAAACGGCGUGGUCCUCCGCCUUCGAAAGCGCGUGAAAGUUAUGGAUCGGCGUCAGGCAUUGCUCUGACAAGAUGGACACUUCCUUUACCGAGCGAUAACUGGACAUACCGAGAGAUAGCCUCUCAUGCGCACAUAGAAUCGCUCGUUGAGGCGUUCUAUGCUAUUGUGUACCCCAUUUACCCGAUGUUUCACUGGCCAACAUUCACAGCAAAUAUCCGCCGUCGAGUGUACACCACCUAUCCAGCCUUUCACGCCUUGACAAUGUCGGUAUGCGCCAUCACUUCCGCACGUCUUCGUGAUGGCGCUGUUCCCUCGCCAAAUUCUAGCACCCCAACUUCCGACCCACAGCCCCCUACGUCGGAGACUUUCUACCAAGCUGCCGUAGCCUCGUACCCUCGAGAUAUCACCACCGCUUCAGACUUCGAUUACAAAAGGGCCAAGCCAUUGUUGGCGACUCUGGCCAUCCAGUAUGGUCAGAUUCCUGCUGUUCAUGCGCAUAUCGGCGACUAUAUGACUCUUUGUGCUAUUGAUGGGUUCCAUAACGAGUCGAGGUGGCCGAAUGACCUAAACGAGAUUGAGGUGCAAGAGCGUCGUCGCUUGUUCUGGCUCGCAUAUCAGCUUGACGUAUAUGCCGCGACAACCUGGGGAGGUAUUAUCCGUCAUCGUGAAUCACAAUCUACGGUCUUGUAUCCAGCCGAAGUCUACUCGGACGAAGAAAUAACCCCUACAGGUAUUGUAAAAUCUGUCAAUCCAGCUCAUCCAGUGUCAUUCUGGCGAGGAUGGAAUUUUGUUGUCGACUUGUACCGUAUCCUCGAACAUGCUGUUACGAGGUUGAGGGCAAGAAACCACACUUUUGACGCUGGUAAUCAGAUUGCCGCUUUAUUUUCAGAAGGUCGAGUGGGGUCGGGGACAGAAUUGAAGCCAGGCGAUUUGUUGGUUCUUGUAGAGAGGCUGUACCGUGCCUUACCCCCAGAGCUAAGAGCCACGAGUGAGAUGACGGGGGAUGUUGAAAAAGAUCGUUAUGGUUUCCAAGCUGCAAACAUUCUUGUGACAAUGCAGACCAUGAAGAUGGUUGUUGCAGGUAUGGCCGAAUGGUCCGUCGAACAACGCUGUUCUAUUGCCGGUGAACUUCUAGAUGCGUUCGCGACGGUACCUAGAGCGUACAUCCAGGCUAUCAGCACUCCUCUUCUUCAUCAUCUUGCUGGUGUUGGUCAUCUACUUGCUUCUAUCAUUCACUCACCCCUUUCUCCCGCUGCUUAUUUGCACGUUCGCACCGUACUCCUCUCCAUGGCUGACCUCUUAUCCUCACUUGAGUCACAUCUGACUUCCACUGGAGGCAUUGCCCCUAAGUUGAGAGAGCACGUGGAAAGGAUUGACAGAUACAUGACUAGUGCGACGGAGAGUAAUGGCAAGCUGGCUACUUUCGCAUCACCCAUCCAUGAUGUGCAAACAAGGCAACAUCUAGCUACGCCUCACCACGCUAAAGAUACAACACCCACUACUACAUUCUCUUUGCGCAACGUCAGCGCCGUUCCGGGAACUGCGAGCAGUGUAACUGGUACAGGUAGCUUAGGCAUGAGCACUGGUACAAAUUCAUCAAAUGUUCGUACUACUUCAAGACCGUCCACGAGCGCCAACGCGGAUGUCUACAAUCCGAGCCCGCUGGGAAAUGUCAAUGCGAAGUUUCAGUUCAAGCCUAAUUCUACAUCUUCCUCCAGCUCUUUACCUCUUCCUCAUCUUCCCCGACCACCAGCAUCUCAAAUCCAAAACACUAUUUUACCGUCAAGUUCAUCCUCCGUUCCCCCCCCAAUGCAUCUUCCAUUCGGAGGUAUUGGGGCAGGUGUAAGUGACACUGGUGCUGGCGAGAGUCUUCAAAGACGUGAGCCUCCAGUGAUCACACCUAGCUCUUCUCAUUCUUCCCACUCUACGCCAUCACAGUUCUCACCCAAGUUCGUGAAUACUUCAUUGGUCUCGCACCCCGUCCCUCCGCCAUCUAUUGGACAGCCUCAAGGCAAUUUGGCUGGUUUACCACUACCUCUUCAACCUUCUCAUUCUCAGAACCAAUCCCAAAGCCGCACACAGCACAACCAACCUCAACAACCGAUCGAAAAUCCUUUCCACCUGACGAUAUCAAACUUCCCGCCCGAAACUCAGGAGCCAGCGUACCAAUUGCCCGACGAUCUAUUUGUAGAUUGGCCAUUUUUAUUCAAUGAGUUUGGGUUCCAAGGGGACGCGUUCGAUUUCUUGAGUUCGGGUAUCGGCGGCGCUGGGGGGGGCCCUGGCGGUGAGAGUGCGAGUACAGGUGUAUUUGAUGGUGUUCAGGCAGGAGCUGGUGGUAGUACAGCGCCGGUCGGUAACUUCAAUGGGGUAAAUAUGACUGGGAUUGGUGGAGGCAGGAUACCACCCGCGCUUGAGGGUGCGAACCUCCAGUAAAGCACGGCAAUGAGAUUGGUGGUUUCCUUUCCAGUCUGGGAGCAAAAACUGAAUCGCGCAGGCGCGUAAGUUUAUGAAAGACAAAGAAGAAGGUUAAGCAAGGAAUUCUCGUGACACUCGCAUCCUUGGAUCCUUUCAUAUCUUGGAAAAAAAUUCUAUAUUUUCAAUACACCUCCUGUCCAUUAUAUACAGGAUUAAUCCAAUCACUCAGUGGGGUUACUCACUUAAUAGAACGUUACGACGUUAAGUUGAUGUUCUCAAUAAUAGAAUCUUAGAUGAUGUAAAUGUUUUGGUUUUUGGGAUUAUAAGUUGUUGCUAUUGCGUUUGCGCACUCUUGUAGUAUUCCAUUUGGCACUACUAUCAUCAUAGCAUCGCAUAUAUUUGUCAGCUUUUUAUUGUCCUCCCAUGCUAGCAUGCUAAAGAAGGGUGUGAAAGGACCACAAUGAAUACAUAUCCUUGCAGAGCCUGGCAGUAGAAGAUGAAAUGCA
Messenger RNA from Cryptococcus deneoformans JEC21, 3172 nucleotides. Its product is annotated as nucleus protein, putative. The transcript is spliced from 10 exons. The record is from RefSeq and is a predicted model, not a curated record. Gene Ontology annotation, molecular function: DNA binding; zinc ion binding; DNA-binding transcription factor activity, RNA polymerase II-specific. Lineage: Eukaryota; Fungi; Basidiomycota; Tremellomycetes; Tremellales; Cryptococcaceae. Gene Ontology annotation, biological process: regulation of DNA-templated transcription; DNA-templated transcription. Bases 75 to 2684 code for a protein of 869 amino acids.